Psilocybe cubensis is the source of this 933-nucleotide messenger RNA. RefSeq lists its product as uncharacterized. Gene Ontology annotation, cellular component: peroxisome. The transcript has 7 exons. Bases 1 to 933 code for a protein of 310 amino acids. The record is from RefSeq and is a predicted model, not a curated record. Lineage: Eukaryota; Fungi; Basidiomycota; Agaricomycetes; Agaricales; Agrocybaceae.
AUGCCCGCAGAUCUUUCACAAGUUGUUGGAUUCACCACUCCCGACAAACCAGUUGCAUGGAACAAGCGCGACCUUCUAACAUACGCAGUUGGUGUAGGAGCUAAAAACGACGAUUUCCAAUUUGUUUAUGAUCCCAAUUUUGCUGCUCUUCCCACAUAUCCCGUUGUACUUCAACUCAAGGGUGCCGACAGCGAUGUGAACCUCUUUAGCGACCGUAUUAAGGGACGGCCCAUACCCGGCAUGCCCACUCUCAACCCCAACCGCGUCGUACACGCCACUCAAUCCAUUGAAAUUGUGAAGCCUCUUCCUUUGGUUAGCGGAGAAGGAUGGACUUGGAAGACCCGUUACACUGGCGUAGUCGAAAAUAAAAGCGGUAUUAUCCUAACCGCUGAGAAUACUCUUGUCAGCCCAUCAGGCGAGGUUUACGCCAGACUCUUCUCAUCCUCAUUCAAUCUUGGUGCCAAAGCAACUGGGGAGAAAUUUUCCAAAUUCAUUGCCGGACCUCCUCAAGGCAAGCCCAUCCCCAAAGACCGCAAGGCUGACUGGGUUGUCGAGGACCAGACAACCCCAGAGCAGGCUAUUAUUUUCCGCCUAAGCGGAGACUAUAACCCUCUCCACAUCGACCCCAAGAUUGGACAAGGGGCUGGCUUUGGAGGUGUCAUUCUUCAUGGGCUGUCGACGUUCGGCUUUGCUGGCCGUGCGGUUCUGAAGACCGUUGGUGGAAACGACCCAAAUUCACUCAAGUUCUUCGGUGUGCGCUUCACCGCCCCUGUUAAGCCAGGGGAUAAGCUCGAGACCAGUAUCUGGGAAGUAGGCAAGGGCCCUAAAGGAACGACUGAAGUUGCCUUUGAGACCAAGAACUUGACUACUGGGAAGGUCGUUCUUGGUGGAGGUGUUGCCUACGUAGUUAAAAAGGCUGACGCCAAGUUGUAA